Messenger RNA from Dichomitus squalens LYAD-421 SS1, 822 nucleotides. RefSeq lists its product as uncharacterized. Lineage: Eukaryota; Fungi; Basidiomycota; Agaricomycetes; Polyporales; Polyporaceae. The record is from RefSeq and is a predicted model, not a curated record. Gene Ontology annotation, cellular component: extracellular region. The coding region runs from base 1 to 822 and encodes 273 amino acids. The transcript has 7 exons. Gene Ontology annotation, molecular function: cellulose binding. Gene Ontology annotation, biological process: carbohydrate metabolic process.
AUGUUGCACUCACUUCUGGCCGCAAGUUUUGCUAUUACAAUUGCCACCUUGGGAUCUGCACAGGUGGCCACCUCCUACUGCGAUGCUACCAGCGGCAUCUGCUUCCAGGGAUACACGGAUACCACCAUGGACAUGACCAUUGGAGUCAUACUUCCACCCCUGACCCCUCCAUCGGACGAAUACAUCGUGCAAAUGGUCGUUCCCGCAAGCUAUGGCUGGUCCGGUGUCAGCAUGGGCGGACAAAUGUCCAACAGUUUGCUUUUCCCCUUCUGGCCUAAUGGCCAAGAAAUCGUCCUGGGAGCGCGCUGGACGGACGACUAUGUCUUACCCUUGGCAUACGAGGGCCCUCAGAUCACCCUUCUUCCUGCUUCAACAGUAAACAGCACCCACGUUAACGCUAUUUUCCGUUGCCAGAACUGCACUGUGUGGGAGGGAGGAUCUCUCGGCUCCGGCGACCUCAAUGGCACUGCCGUCUUAGCCUAUGUUGCUUCCACCACUACUGGCGUGGACGACCCAUCGGAUGUGAACUCCAGCUUCUCCGAGCACAACUACUUCAAUUUCUUCGGCUUGGACCUUAGCGCGGCGCACUCCUCUUCGUACUCUCAGUACAUCAGUGGUGGGGUGGGAACGACGACUGCGCCUUCCGGCCCCUCCUCGACUCCGGCUACGCCGUCUAGCACCAGUAGCGCACCCGCUGCUACUCAGUCUGAGUACGGACAGUGUGGCGGGAAUGGCUGGACUGGUCCCACCGUCUGCGCGACGGGGCUGACAUGCGUCGUGGUCUCACCUCCUUACUACAGUCAGUGCCAGGCGGCGAAGUAG